AUUAGUCUCCUUCCUUCAAAGCGUACCCUAAAUUCCCAAUUUCCUUAAUUCUCCUUUCUUCUCUCUUGCUUCCAAAAUCAUUCCUCUCUCUCACACCCUCUCUCUCUAUAUAUCUAUCUAUCUAUAGGUUGAACGUUGCUAGGAUUUGACGUUGACGGUGCACUUCUCAACCUCUUAUUCUCAGUGUGUAAAGGUAACUGUAGAGGCUAAACUGUGGACAUUGUUGACUUAAAAAUGGGGUCCAAUUCAUUGAAGGAUUAUUUGAAACGGUAUGAAAGUAACACAGAAGAAGAGAAGAAGAAAAAAAAGAAGAAGCAGAAGAAGAAAAAUCAACCACAAACCACUGGCUUAUUAGUCGUGGAUGAAGAUCCAAUGUGGCAGAAACCCAUAGAUCUUGGAGAAGAAAACAAUGAUAAUUCAUCUGACGAAGAGAAACCACUAGUUGAUGAAGACAUUGAUGUGAAGCGUAUGAAGAGGCUUGAGCAGCUGAGGGCGAGACGUCCUUAUCACGCUAUAUCUGAGGAUGGAAGUGGUUGGGUUUCGCUUUCCUCUAAACCUGAAGAUUUUAUCGACUCAAACAAUGAUAUGUCUCCUCCCCGUAAAAGAAAAAGUGCUGAUUUAUCACCUGGUCAGCGGUUGAGACGCAAUGACACCCCAUCACCAGAUUAUAGGACUUCAGAUUUGCAAGACAUCUCUCCCCCUCGGCGAGGUCGUCAUGAUUCUCCCCCUCACGAUUUUUCACGUGGAUCUGUGGCAUCGGACAUUUCACCCCCAAGGAAAAACCUGAACAAUUCUGCAAGAACUGGUUUGCCUGAUGUUUCUCGUGGUCGUUCACCUGAAGAUUUCUCUCCAUCACAACAAGACCGUCACGGUUAUGAGACUUCUGAUUUGCAAGAUAUCUCUCCACCUAGACGAAAUCGUCAUGAUUCUCCAUCUCAAGAUCUUUUGCGUGGAUCUGUGGCACCCGACCUUUCACCCCCGAGGAGAAUCCAAAAGAAUGUUGCAAGAUCUGGUUUUUCUGAUUCUCACCACCAUUCACCUCAAGAUCUAUCUCCACCUCGACGUGGUCGUCAUGAUUCUCCUUCUCAAGAUGCUUUACAUGGAUCUGUAGUGUCAGACCUUUCACCCCCAAGAAAAAUUCAGAAGAAUGUUGGAAGACUGGGUUCGUCCAGUAUUUCAGUUAAAGUUGGUUCACAUCCAUCUUCGGAUCCUGACCUAUCUCCACCAAGGAAAAAUACUAAGGAUUCAUCAAAUCCAGCUAGUAAAACAGGUCUAAUUUCUGGUAAAGAUAUAAGCGACGAGAUUGAAAAAAAGAAGAGGGAUGAUAUGUUGAGAUUUAACCAGAUGGACCCUUCCAUUAGUGGACGUGGUGCCGAGCCUGUAUAUCGUGAUAAAAUAAAAGGAGUACGCAUUUCAAAGGAGGAAUACUUGAAAUCAAAGCAGAAAGUAGAAGAAAAACCCAAGGAGAUAGAAAUAGAAUGGGGUAAGGGCUUAGCUCAAAAGCGUGAAGCUGAGGCUAGACUGAAGGAACUAGAACUUGAGAAGGAGAAGCCUUUUGCACGGACUAGAGAUGAUCCUGAACUAGACAAAAUGUUUAAGGAGAGAUUAAGGUGGGGUGAUCCCAUGGCACAUCUAGUAAAGAAAAAAUAUCCAGAGCCUGUUCUUCCAAACUUGGGGGAAAAUGAGAAGAUGAAGGAAUCAGGUUUUGUAGUCCCGCAGGAUAUUCCAAAUCAUAGCUGGUUAAAAAGAGGUUUAGACGCUGCCCCAAAUCGCUAUGGAAUAAGGCCCGGACGACACUGGGAUGGUGUUGAUCGCAGUAAUGGGUUCGAAAAGGAUAUGUUUAAGAGAACAAAUGAGAGGCAAGCCAGAGACAGAGAAGCUUAUCUUUGGUCCGUCUCUGAUAUGUAAAAUGUGGCAGUACAAUGACACAAAGGAGUAUUCUGGAGUCAUGUUUGUGUUAACUAUAUGAGUUUGAGGGAUGUGAUGCUGAUAUGUCCAGAGGAAAAUUUUUGGUUCCAUCACUCUAAGGUGCAGUCUUUACUGGAAAAGUUUAUCUGCCUUAGUUAUCCUCAGCAUCUUCUCACUAGUCUUAAUAUUCGGAUCCUAUACAAAGAAUGAGAAUAUGUUAUUAGCUUCCUCAGUUUCAUAUUCCAAUUGCUUUGAUUAGCUAUAACUUGGUUGUGAUAUUUUCGAGUUUUUGAGAGGUUAUCACAAGUUGUUCAAUGUAAUUUAGACCAUUUUUCACUACUUUAGUUUAAAGAUGACUGUCUUUUUUGAGUU
This is a messenger RNA of Vigna umbellata (rice bean), 2280 nucleotides long. The record is from RefSeq and is a predicted model, not a curated record. NCBI's taxonomy places the organism in Eukaryota, Viridiplantae, Streptophyta, Magnoliopsida, Fabales, Fabaceae.